Messenger RNA from Saccostrea echinata, 1529 nucleotides. RefSeq names its product proteasome activator complex subunit 4A-like. The transcript has 13 exons. Gene Ontology annotation, cellular component: cytosol; nucleus. Bases 1 to 1524 code for a protein of 507 amino acids. Gene Ontology annotation, molecular function: proteasome binding; peptidase activator activity. Gene Ontology annotation, biological process: proteasomal ubiquitin-independent protein catabolic process. The record is from RefSeq and is a predicted model, not a curated record. NCBI's taxonomy places the organism in Eukaryota, Metazoa, Mollusca, Bivalvia, Ostreida, Ostreidae.
AUGUUAAUUGUUAAGAAGCGUGGACAUGCUGGUCUGUUUAAGAAUUACGAUGACACGUUCCAACCCCACUUCAGAUCCCACAUUGUGGAGCUUCUUUCGGACAGGAGCCACGGGCACCAUGAGAGUAAACAGAGGUGUGGCAUGGAGAUCCUAGCGGGGGUCAUACGUGGCUCCAAACACUGGCUUUACGAGGAGGUGAAUGCACUUUGGGACUGGGUUAUCCCCAUUUUGAGAACCUCCUUAGAUAACAUUACCAGUGAGACACUGAAGGACUGGGGCACAUUCUUCACCGUCGUGUCUGAGAGUCGUGAUCCCAGAAGACUGUAUCGAUUCUUUGAGAUGCUUAUGGAUAAACCAAUCAGGGAGGGAUCAUCUUCUUUUGAGGACUCCAGCCGUCGUUUUGCUGUGCAGAAUGCUUUAGUACAACAGGAAUGGAGAGUACCAGAACUCCUCCAUCGUCUGUUAGAAUUCCUGACGCCGUACCUCUCCAACAAGAACAAAAAUGUCAGAGACAGAAUUGGAAGCAUCACGGCGGGUUCCUCCACUAAAUCUCCACAUAGAGUGGACUUUGUCCAAAAGGUGAUUCCACGACUGGAACCGCUCAAAGACCUGGUGCUAUCAGACAAUGGGAAUAAUGGCAGCUCAAAGGAGGAGGAGAACCACAGAGAGACGUCUUCCUCCUCAGAGAAGAUGGAGGUGGAGGAUGAUGAGGAUGAAGAGAGGAAGACUACAAUAAGGCUGUGUAAAACAGUGCUAAAGUGGAUUUCUGAUGGUCUAGGUAGAAUGUUUACCUCAACUACACCAGAGCUUUUCCUUUUUCUUCCAGUUAUUUGCACAUUAGAGAGUGAGACUAAGGAUGAGGAAUUGAAGACUGACUGUUCUAUGGCCCUGGCCUGCUUUUCUCAGGCUCUGAUUCAGGAGAACAAUGUCACUGUGUGUCUGGAGACCAUCAGAGAGGUGAUGGGACUGAAGUCAUGGCAUUCCCGUGUGGCUAUCCUUGGAUACAUCCAGGUCAUGGUGUACUGUAAUCUUUUUACCAUGAUCCAGACAAAGUACAAAAAGGAAAUCCAGAACUUUUUACUACAUCUCAUCUGUGAUGACCAAGUAGAGGUAAGGGAGAUGGCAGCCAUUACAUUGAGUGGAUUAGUACACUGUGGGUUUCUAGACAUGGACAAAGAUAUGCUGGAACACUUUGAAAUCCUCAGUAAGAACAAGGUAAAGAAGCGAAAGUUAGCUGACUCAAUGCCUUUGGAGGCACUAAUAAAGCGUCACGCUGGUGUACUGGGUCUCAGUGCUCUAGUGGAAGCUUAUCCUUACAAUGUACCAGAGUUCAUGCCACAGAUCUUAAUGGACCUGAGUAACCAUGUCAAUGAUCCUCAACCAAUUCAGAUGACUGUGAAGAAAACUUUAUCAAACUUCCGUAGAACACACCACUACAAUUGGCACGAUCAUAAACAAAUGUUUACAGACGAUCAGCUUGUCAUAUUAACUGAUAUUCUUGUGUCCCCUACUUACUAUGCUUGACAACG